Molecule: messenger RNA, 1506 nt
Organism: Pochonia chlamydosporia 170
Lineage: Eukaryota; Fungi; Ascomycota; Sordariomycetes; Hypocreales; Clavicipitaceae
Product: FAD dependent oxidoreductase
Exons: 2
Coding region: 1-1506 (501 amino acids)
Cellular component (GO): cytoplasm
Molecular function (GO): oxidoreductase activity
Source: RefSeq, a predicted model, not a curated record
AUGGCUCAUUCAGUCCAAUCAAAGUUCCCCGAGAGUGUCAAAGCCAAGCUCGUCUCUCAGAUCAACGCAGACCCCGGCAUCCCUAAAAGCAAUCCCACACUCCCGACAUGGCAAAUACCACUACAUCCUCUCUCUGACGUUCAGUCCGAGACCCUUCCAUCAUUUACAGACUUUGCCAUCAUCGGCUCGGGGAUCACAGGCUGCAGCGUUGCCAAGCACAUUCUCGAGCAUGAACUAGCACAUGAUAAAAAGGUGAUGGUUCUGGAUGCGCGAACUUUGACCAGUGGAGCUACAAGUCGCAAUGCCGGAUUUAUGCUAUCUCACGUACCUUCACAUUUUGGAGAAUUUACUCAAGGGUUCGGGAAAGAAGGGGCCGAAGCCAUUGCCAAGUUCUGUAAGAGAACCUUGGAGAACCUCUCUGCCUUGAUCACAGAACAGGGCUCCGAUGUGGAAAAGGCUUGCGAGAAGAGGGCUGUCGAAGCUGUCAUUGCCUUCAAAGAUGAAGAGCUUUUCAACGAAUGUAUUCCAUCGAUUAAACUUUACGAAGAAUCAUUUCCAGAGGAACGAGGCGUGAUAAAGGUCAUCGGUCAGACAGAGAUAGAGCAGAAUUAUAACCUCAAAGGCGCUAAAGGCGCUCUUUGUAUACCCGCACAUGUAUUCUGGCCGUAUCGCCUCAUCACAAGAGUAUUCGAGUCACUCCUUCGGACUUGCAAGGAUCGAUUCUCCAUUGAGACCAAUACCGCCGUAACAUCUAUCACGUAUUCUCCCGAGUCGGACAGCGGAUAUCCGUAUGUCCUUGCCACUUCACGAGGCAGUAUUCGAGCCACCAAGGUAUUCCACUGCACAAAUGGGUUCUCCGGACAUCUGCUGCCUCGUCUCAGGGGCAAAAUCUACCCACUCCGUCUUACAAUGUCAUCUCAAGGCCGUGGCAGACAGUUCCCCAAUUUGGGUGCACAAAAUUGCUGGAUGUUCUACAGCAUGCCUGCGUAUGAUGAUGAGUCCGGGGUGUUUACUUCCGGCAUGUAUUAUAUGCAGCAGAAUGCCAAAACUGGGGACCUCUUCUUCGGUGGAGAGAAGCAGCUGCUGGAAGAAAAAGUGACGUCUGACGAUACCAAAGUCAGUGCUGUGUCCAUCGAAAAUGUUUCUUCAAUUUUGCCGACAUUGUUCCUCGAAGGAUGGGAUGAUCCAAAGACAGGAGCCGCGCAUGAUCCAGAGAUCCAUCGGAUAUGGUCAGGUAUCGCUGCCGCAACACCAGAUCAACUCCCUCUGGUUGGAAAGAUACCACUUAGCAUUACGGGGCGCGGCAUUGAAGGCAGUGAAUGGAUUGCAGCUGGUUACAAUGGAUAUGGUAUGACACAGUGUUGGUCCGCUGGUGAAGCCAUCGCCAGAAUGGCAUUAGGAGAGCCAGUCCCGAACUGGCUUCCAGAGAUGUACUUGGCUACUGAAGAGCGCCUCAAAGACGAUGGGCGCAUGGGCUCUGAAGCAGCAAUUCAUGCUAUAGCAUAG